UUAGAUGGGUUUUCCAGUGACGCGAUACACAAAGUACCGAGCAAGUUUGAAUCUGUUUGAAAACAGGCUGUAAGUCUUAGUUGCACGGCGAGCAUGGGGAAGCGAUUUCUUUUCGGAGUUGUUUGUGUAUUGGUUGUCUUGAACCUAGGGCUUAUUGUGACGAUGAUUAUGAUAGCACCUUUACCCCAAUCUACCGAGCGGGAGGAUACGCCCGAGCACACACCUGAGCGAUACUCGAACACAACUCGGCGGCAUCAGUCCAAGAGAUGGAAGAAAAUGAUACGCCACGUUCAGAAAGAGCAGGCACAUCAUAUCGACAUUAUGAAGAAACUUGAAAAGAAAGUGAAAAGGAUGGACGACAGAACUAUGCCUGCCGUUGCACACCUGUUCUUGAAUAAAGCCAAGACUCUAAAGAACUCAGACGGGACCCUCGUGUGGCGAUCCUCUCUGAAACUAGAUAACAGGAACGUGAUUUUCGGUGGCAUCAACAGCGACGACAACGGCAUUUUCAGCGUGACUCGCGCCGGCGAAUAUCUCUCCAUGGGUCACAUCUGUUUCGACACAUAUAAAAACGACAUUGUGAACUCCACGUUCAUUGAGAUAGUGUUCAAAGCGUCGUCCUCUGUAUUGAGCCCUGACAAAGAAUUCAACAAUGACGAAGUAUUGGCGGACAAGGUUUUGCUUGAGAGCAAAUCCUAUUUGUCAACAAGUUUUAUGAGUUUACGUAAAUUCAAAGAAAAUGAAAGAUUCCGGUUCAAGUUCCUAAAAAGUGUGUAUGCAGAAUACAUUCAUGCUGAUGAAUCAGAGUGCAGUUCACUGACCAUACUUAAAGUAGGUUAAACUCUCAGUGUGUCUUAGGACCGCAGGAUCUUGUUGAAGUUUUAUACAGGAAGUCAGAUUCCAAUGUGUGGUUCUGGUGUCACCCGCCGUGAUAUUGCGGGAAUAUUACUAAAAGCGGAGACCGCCUCCGUGGUCUUGUGGUAGAGCG
Molecule: messenger RNA, 988 nt
Organism: Haliotis rufescens (red abalone)
Lineage: Eukaryota; Metazoa; Mollusca; Gastropoda; Lepetellida; Haliotidae
Exons: 4
Coding region: 94-840 (248 amino acids)
Biological process (GO): immune response
Cellular component (GO): membrane
Molecular function (GO): tumor necrosis factor receptor binding
Source: RefSeq, a predicted model, not a curated record